Molecule: messenger RNA, 5913 nt
Organism: Passer domesticus (house sparrow)
Lineage: Eukaryota; Metazoa; Chordata; Aves; Passeriformes; Passeridae
Gene: CACHD1
Product: cache domain containing 1
Exons: 27
Coding region: 188-4021 (1277 amino acids)
Cellular component (GO): voltage-gated calcium channel complex
Molecular function (GO): voltage-gated calcium channel activity
Source: RefSeq, a predicted model, not a curated record
CUCGGCCCCGCCGCCGCUCCCGCUCCCGCUCCGCGCCGCAGUUUGCGUCUCUCCGUGUCUCUCCAGCGCCGGGGCCCGCCGAGCGCCGUGAGCGCGGAGCCGGGCGCGGGGCAGCGCCCGCCGCCGUCCCCUGCAUGGCGGGCGGCCCGCGGCGCUGAGCGCGGCCCGCGGCCGGCGCUCCCCCAGCAUGGCGCGGGGCGGCGGGCGGCUGCAGCCCCGCAACGCCGCUGCCCCUGCCCGGCGGGACCGGGGGCCGCUCGGCCUCCUGUGCCUGGCGCUGCUGUGCGCGCUGGGCGCCGCCGAGGCGGAGUUCUCCAUCCUGGACGAGGCGCAAGUCCUGGCCAGCCAGAUGAGGAAACUCGCCACCGAGGAGCUGAGGGUCGUCACCAUGCAGAGGAUAUUCAACUCCUUCGUGUACACGGAGAAAAUAUCGAAUGGAGAAAGCGAAGUUCAGCAGUUGGCAAAAAAAAUCCGUGAGAAGUUCAACCGUUACUUGGACGUCGUGAAUCGGAACAAGCAGGUCGUGGAAGCCUCAUACACUGCUCACCUCACCUCACCCCUGACUGCCAUCCAGGACUGCUGCACCAUCCCCCCGUCCAUGAUGGAAUUUGAUGGGAAUUUCAACACCAACGUGUCCAGAACCAUCAGCUGCGAUCGACUCUCGACCACUGUCAACAGCAGAGCCUUCAAUCCUGGACGUGACUUAAAUUCUGUCCUUGCUGAUAACCUGAAGUCUAACCCAGGGAUCAAGUGGCAAUAUUUCAGCUCAGAAGAAGGGAUUUUCACCGUGUUCCCAGCCCACAAGUUCCGGUGCAAGGGCAGCUACGAGCACCGCAGCAGGCCUGUCUACGUCUCCACCGUUCGCCCUCAGUCCAAGCACAUCGUGGUCAUCGUGGACCACGGCGCCUCUGUCACAGAGACACAGCUGCAGAUUGCCAAGGAUGCUGCCCAGGUGAUCCUCAGCUCCAUAGAUGAGCACGACAAGAUCUCGGUGCUGACAGUGGCGGACGCGGUGCGGACGUGCUCCCUGGACCAGUGCUACAAGACCUUCCUGUCCCCUGCCACCAGUGAGACCAAGAGGAAGAUGUCCACCUUUGUCAGCAGCAUCAAGGCGUCCGACAGCUCCACGCAGCACGCCCUGGGCUUCCAGAAGGCUUUCCAGCUGCUCCGGAACACCAACAACGGCACCAGGCUCCAAGGAAAUACUGACAUGGUCAUCAUUUAUCUCUCGGCUGGGAUCACAUCAAAAGAGUCCUCAGAAGAUGAUAAAAAAGCCACUCUGCGUGUCAUCAACGAAGAAAACAGCUUCCUCAAUAACUCAGUGAUGAUCCUCACUUAUGCCCUCAUGAAUGAGGGGGUGACAGGGCUGAAGGAGCUGGCCUUCCUGCGGGACCUGGCUGAGCAGAACUCGGCCAAGUACGGCGUGCCCGACCGCAGCGCCCUGCCCGUCACCAAGGGCAGCAUGAUGGUCCUCAACCAGCUCAGCAACCUGGAGACCACCGUGGGCAGGUUCUACACCAACCUGCCCAACAGGAUGAUUGAUGAGGCCGUGUUCAGCCUGCCCUUCUCGGACGAGAUGGGGGAUGGCCUGAUAAUGACUGUCAGUAAACCCUGUUACUUUGGGAACCUGCUGCUGGGAAUUGUUGGAGUAGAUGUCAACCUUGCCUACAUCUUGGAAGAUGUCACCUAUUACCAGGACUCCUUGGGAUCCUACACCUUCCUCAUUGAUAAUAAAGGGUACACCCUGAUGCACCCCUCCCUGACCAGGCCCUACCUGCUGUCUGAGCCUCCCCUCCACACAGACAUCAUCCACUACGAGAACAUUCCCAAAUUCGAGCUGGUGCGCCAGAACAUCCUCAGCAUUCCCUUGGGCAGCCAGAUCAUCACAGUUCCUGUGAACUCCUCGCUGUCCUGGCACGUCAACAAGCUGAGGGAAAUUGGGAAAGAAGCCUACAAUGUCAGCUAUGCCUGGAAAAUGGUGCAGGACACGUCCUUCAUCCUGUGUGUGGUGGUGAUCCAGCCAGAAAUUCCUGUGAAGCAGCUGAAGAACCUCAACACCGUCCCCAGCAGCAAACUGCUGUACCACAGGCUGGACCUGCUGGGCCAGCCCAACGCCUGCCUGCACUUCAAGCAGCUGGCCACCCUGGAGAGCCCCACAGUGAUGCUGUCUGCAGGCAGCUUCUCCUCGCCCUACGAGCACCUGAGCCAGCCCGAGACCAAGCGGAUGGUGGAGCACUACACGGCCUACCUGAGCGACAACACGCGGCUCAUCGCCAACCCCGGCCUCAAGUUCUCUGUCAGGAAUGAAGUAAUGGCAACCAGUCACGGCACGGAUGAAUGGAUGACCCAGAUGGAGAUCAGUGGCCUCAACAGCUACAUUGUCAGGCGUUACAUAGCAACCCCCAACGGGGUGCUGCGCAUCUACCCCGGCUCCCUCAUGGACAAAGCAUUUGAUCCCACCAGGAGACAAUGGUACCUGCAUGCAGUGGCCAAUCCAGGACUAAUCACCUUUACUGGGCCCUACCUGGACGUGGGAGGGGCUGGCUAUGUGGUGACCAUCAGCCACACUGUCCAUUCCUCCAGUGCUCAGAUGUCCUCAGGACACUCCGUGGCCGUGAUGGGCAUCGACUUCACCCUCAGAUAUUUCUACAAAGUCCUCAUGGACCUGCUGCCAGUUUGUAACCAAGAUGGGGGGAACAAAAUCAGGUGCUUCAUCAUGGAGGACAGGGGGUACCUGGUGGCACAUCCAACCCUCAUCGACCCCAAGGGCCACGCGCCCGUGGAGCAGCAGCACAUCACACACAAGGAGCCUCUGGUAGCAAACGACAUCCUGAACCACCCCAACUUUGUCAAGAAGAACCUCUGCAACAGCUUCAGCGACAGGACCGUGCAGCGCUUCUACAAAUUCAACACCAGCCUAGUGGGUGACCUGACCAACCUGGUGCAUGGCAGUCACUGCUCCAAGUACAGGCUGACGAGGAUCCCGGGCACCAACGCCUUCGUGGGCAUCGUCAACGAGACGUGCGACUCGCUGGCCUUCUGUGCCUGCAGCAUGGUGGACAGGCUGUGCCUCAACUGCCACAGGAUGGAACAGAACGAGUGUGAGUGUCCCUGUGAGUGCCCACUGGAGGUGAACGAGUGCACUGGAAACCUGACCAAUGCCGAGAGCAGGAAUCCAAGCUGUGAGGUGCACCAGGAGCCGAUGACUUUCACAGCCAUCGAUCCCAGCCUGCAGGAUGCACUCCCCCAGUGCAUCAACACCCAGUGCAACCAGAGGACAGAGAGUGGGGAUUGCUUUGGAGUGCUGGACUGCGAGUGGUGCAUGGUGGACAGCGAUGGGAAGACUCACCUGGACAAGUCCUACUGUGCCCCUCAGAAGGAAUGCUUUGGUGGCAUCGUGGGAGCCAAGAGCCCCUACGUGGAUGACCUGGGAGCAAUAGGAGAUGAGGUGAUCACCCUGAACAUGAUCAAGAGUGCCCCCGUGGGCCCGGUGGCUGGAGGCAUCAUGGGCUGCAUCAUGGUGCUGGUGCUGGCCGUGUACGCGUACCGGCACCAGAUCCACCGCCGCAGCCACCAGCACAUGUCCCCGCUGGCAGCACAGGAAAUGUCAGUGCGUAUGUCCAACCUGGAAAACGACAGGGACGAGAGGGACGACGACAGCCAUGAAGACAGAGGAAUCAUCAGCAACACGCGCUUCAUCGCGGCCGUCAUCGAGCGCCACGCGCACAGCCCCGAGCGCCGCCGCCGCUACUGGGGCCGCUCGGGCACCGAGAGCGACCACGGCUACAGCACCAUGAGCCCCCAGGAGGACAGCGAGAACCCCCCCUGCAACAACGACCCCCUCUCGGCCGGCGUGGACGUGGGGACCCACGACGAGGACCUGGAGCUGGACACGCCCCCGCAGACGGCAGCGCUGCUGAGCCACAAAUUCCACCACUACCGGCUGCACCACCCCACCCUGCACCACAGCCACCACCUGCAGGCCGCUGUCACCGUGCACACCGUGGAUGCCGAGUGCUGAGGACAGCACGGCCACCACCUGCAGCCUGUGGCACUGGGGACAGCAUGGCCACCACCUGCAGCCUGUGGCAGUGAGGACAGCACGGCCACCACCUGCAGCCUGUGGCACUGGGGACACCAUGGCCACCACCUGCAGGCUGUGGCACUGGGGACAGCACGGCCACCACCUGCAGCCUGUGGCACCGGGGACAGCACGGCCACCACCUGCAGGCUGUGGCACUGGGGACAGCACGGCCACCACCUGCAGGCUGUGGCACUGGGGACAGCACGGCCACCACCUGCAGGCUGUGGCACUGGGGACAGCACGGCCACCUGCAGGCUGUGGCACUGGGGACAGCACGGCCACCUGCAGCCUGUGGCACUGGGGACAGCACGGCUGCCACCUGCAGCCUGUGGCACUGGGGACAGCACAGCCACCACCUGCAGGCUGUGGCACCGGGGACACCACGGCCACCUGCAGCCUGUGGCACUGGGGACAGCACGGCUGCCACCUGCAGCCUGUGGCACCGUGCACUGAGGACACCACAGAUGCCACUCCAGAGCCAUGGGGACUGUGCUGCUCCCCAGGGACAACCUCACAGGUUUCCCCACCAAACUGAGGCAUCAGAGCUUUGCAUUUUUACAAAUGGAAGGUUGGCUCCGGCCUGCAAACGUGCUUGAUGGAUGGACCUGCCAAAACAUGGAGAAAAAUGGAGCAGGAGGCACGUUAGACCUCCAGGAACAGGGAUGGGAGUUUAUCCAGCAGCUGGAGUUUGCUGUGCUGAGCCAAGAGCAGAGAGAGAGCUUAAAGAGCCAGAGAUGGUUUGGUUUCCUUAACUGGAAGAGCAGGAAUCUGCAGCUGGAGAGCCCAGAAGUGCCAGACAGAGCAGGAAGGCUGCUGGCUUCUCUGCAGGUGGAGAGCUCCCUGUGCCCACGUUGCUCUGCGGGACCUGGGACAAUGCAUCUCAAGAUUUUUAAGUAAAGGAUUAUUUUUCUACUAUUUAUUGAACUUGAAACUUUGGGGGGAGGGAGGGGAGAAAACCUGUUAGGGAUUCUCACCGAGUACCACGUGCAUUCUGUGCUGGGGAAGGGGCUCUUCCCAGGAAAGCAGCUGUUCCUUGGGAGCUGACCUUCAGCCAGUGCCCCACUCUGCAAAGGGAAAAUGAAGAAGCCCUCUCUGCCUCGGUGUUUACAUUAGGAUUGCUUUCUUUUCCACACUUAUUUCCUGUAAAUAUUACAGCCUGAUUUCUAUUCCAGUAUUGUCUUCCUAUCUGCAGAGGAGAAAUCCUGUACUCCGUUGCUAAAAUUCAGAGAAUUAUGCCCAGAAUCUGCCCACAAACUUCUCCAUCUUCAUCUCUUCGCUCAUCUUUAAAGGAUUCCUGUGUGGAAGUAAUAAAGAAUUUCUUUAGCAUUAGUUACCAGAUAAUCCCAAAUGGAAUCUGUGCCAUUCUUCUGUUUCCUUGGACCACAAGUAGGGAUAAACCAGUGUUCUGUCAAACUUGGGUUACUGUGGAAGAAACCUUGAAACCAUAAUGAGAAGCUGCUGCUGUUUGUCUGGAAUUUUAACCUUGCUUGGUAAUUCAAAGAGAGAUUAAUCAAUGUCUACAACAAAGGGCAUCAUAAUUAUCAAUAUGUUUUCAAUCACAGUGUUGUAUUUUAGAUUCACAUCUUGUGAUUACAAUGAUAUCAAGCAGUUCUUGCACUGUGCAUAUGGUAAACAUCCAUUUAUAUGUAGGUUUUUUUUUUAAAUCACUUGUUUUAAUUAAUAUGGUACUUAAUACUGUAUUAUGUAAAAAAUGGGUUCUUAAACAGUACAGUAAAAUAACUCUAUGUGUGAUACCAGGAUAUCCCUUUAUACUAUGUAUAAAAUUAAAAUCUCUAGUGAAAUAAACUGUAUAUAAGUGUAGAUCUGUG